Kockovaella imperatae is the source of this 872-nucleotide messenger RNA. RefSeq lists its product as hypothetical. NCBI's taxonomy places the organism in Eukaryota, Fungi, Basidiomycota, Tremellomycetes, Tremellales, Cuniculitremaceae. Bases 255 to 794 code for a protein of 179 amino acids. The record is from RefSeq and is a predicted model, not a curated record. The transcript has a single exon.
UUUGUAGGCGACCUCACCCUCUUCAUUUCUUACACAAACGUCACACUGUGUUUCUGGUCUCCAUGCUCACAGCACGUAAUGGUCAAUGGAGCCGCUGGGACUGUCGUACAAAGGAAGCCUCUUCGUGAAUUGUUUCGAUACUCUCUCUUUCCAUAUAGGAUCAGUCCGUCUCCCCACAAUCCCCCAUAACCAUUCCCGUUCCAAUUCCACCCACCAGAAAGUCCACAAUUGUUCACGACACCUAUCACAAUAUCAUGGCAGACCAGAAGGCAUCGGAAGUUGACACUGCCGUGCCCUCGCAAGGGAAUGGCACCGUAGGCUCCAUCACUGACAAGUGCGAGUGCUUGUCCCAUCGAACAGGCACCAUGAUGCCACCUGUGAUCUUUUACGAUGACAUGCAAGUGUUUCGAUUCCAGGACACUGAGAAUACUACGUUUGCUCUCGUAGGGCCAAACAAGCCCGGCUGGUGCGCACUUCGAGAUGGCCUGCAGGCCAUCCGCAUGCAGUCUGAAGGCGACGAAGCGGCAUCAACUCGAGAAUGGAUAAAGUCACAAGACCCUGAUUAUUGCGAUAGGCUGAUAUCGCUCAAGGUCGUGUCUACUGGCACUUACAAGUCAUUCAAGGAUGGCGAAGAACCCCUUGAAUCGGACACAUUCACGUUAGACAGUAGCAACAAUGUGAGGGCUGAAAGCGAGAGGUACACAGCUUGGUUUGAUUCGGUGGACAAAGCGCUUUCCUUCGUGCCCACCAGUCAAGCCGAUCUGGGGUCCAAUCCACCCGGAGCUGCACAAUAAUCAUACGGUAAGCUCUUUGGACUCCACCACCUGGCCUGCCGAGACGGAGCACUAUUCUCUAUAUGCAUGAUUUGCCGG